Anastrepha obliqua is the source of this 6347-nucleotide messenger RNA. RefSeq names its product sodium/potassium/calcium exchanger Nckx30C. The transcript has 6 exons. Gene Ontology annotation, cellular component: membrane. The record is from RefSeq and is a predicted model, not a curated record. NCBI's taxonomy places the organism in Eukaryota, Metazoa, Arthropoda, Insecta, Diptera, Tephritidae. Gene Ontology annotation, molecular function: calcium, potassium:sodium antiporter activity; calcium channel activity. The coding region runs from base 25 to 1131 and encodes 368 amino acids. Gene Ontology annotation, biological process: calcium ion transmembrane transport; intracellular calcium ion homeostasis.
GCGGCGAACUCAUCGGAGACGUCAAUGGCCACACAGCCGGGCGGUUCGGUGACAUCGCGGGCCGCCUCGGAGACACGCUCAGGACCGCCAGGAUCGAGCAGCGGCGCUGGCGCAACAGGUAAUAGCAGUGGUGGAACUGCUGGUAGUACACACACCGGUGCAAAAUUCCGUCAUGGCCUAUUGCAGCUUAUGAUACACACAAUAGAUCCGCUACAUGAUGAUGAUGUUCCAGGCAAGGUGGACGAGAAGGCGACCCAACUGCAUGCGAUCGCCUCGCUCAAGGUAUUGCUCGAUGCAACGAAACCGCAGCGCGGUGGCGCCACCACAUCGGCUGCUAAUCAUGUUAAGAUCAACUUGAAGGAGACGACAUUGGCCGAUCGACCCAAUGGCAACAUUGACACGACACUGGACUCGCCAUCCAUCCAAAGCCAAAGUGGUCGUCGUCCGAGCUGGAUUGAUCAGAGGGUCAAAAUUCAGACACGCAAAUUUAGCAUCAAAGCCAAUGAAAUUGAAGAUGAACCGGAACCAUUGAGCAUGGCUUGGCCCGAUACUGCCCGCAAACGGCUCACCUACAUAUUGGUGGCGCCACUGCUAAUACCCAUGUGGCUGACGUUGCCCGAUACGCGAACACCGCGCGGCAAGAAAUUCUACCCAGUCACGUUCAUCGGCUCAAUACUAUGGAUCGCUGCCUUCUCGUAUCUGAUGGUGUGGUGGGCGAACGUUGCCGGCGAUACGGCACGCAUACCACCCGAGGUAAUGGGUUUGACCUUCCUUGCCGCUGGCACAUCAAUACCCGAUUUGAUAACAUCGGUGAUUGUGGCGCGUAAAGGAUUUGGUGAUAUGGCGGUUUCCAGUUCAGUGGGUAGCAAUAUUUUCGACGUCACUGUAGGUUUGCCUAUUCCCUGGCUGAUAUAUGGCAUCAUCUAUGAUGCACCUGUUGAGGUUAACUCUGUGGGCAUGGUCUGUUCCAUAACGAUACUCUUUAUGAUGUUACUCUUUGUCGUUUUGUCGAUUGCCUGCUUCCGUUGGAAAAUGAAUAGAGGACUCGGUUUUACAAUGUUUUUGUUGUAUUUCGUUUUUGUUGCUGUUUCGUUAAUGUUCGAAUAUGAUACACUCCAAUGUCCAGUGUAAAAUGUGACAAGAAAAUAAGAAGAAGAAGAAAAAAGCAAGAAAUAGAAAAACAAAAACAAAAACAAAACAUAAUAGCAAAAUAGUAAAUAAUAUGAAAUAAAAACUAAUUUAAAGAAUAAUUGCGACCAAAAUGUAGUGAAAAAUAGGUGAUUGAUUGAAAUAGUUUUAAGUAAAAUAAAUAAAAAAUUUAAAAAUUAUAUCAAUAAAAAGGAAAUAAGAAAUUAAAAAAUUGUUAAUAAAUGACAGGAAAAAUGUAAACUUGAGACAUUAGCGAAAAAACAAAAAAAAAAAAUAGUUAAAAACGAAGUAAAUUUUAAGUUAAAUGAUGAAAGCCAAGCGAAACAAACAGGCGGGCAAUUGAUGAGUGUUGCCAAUCAGCUUUCACAUAGCAAACCAACAAAUACUUAUAUACAAGUGCAUAAAAGUUGUAGACUAAGCGUUACUUCAAAACAAAUAUGAAUUAUAUAGCAAACAAUUGUAACUCUUAAAUACUUUCACAAGCUAUAACUAAUGAUAUAAAUAAUGUAAUUGUUAGACUUCGUCUUUUUCACGCGCUCCUCUAUUCUCUCAAAUAUCAAAUUGUAAAGAGUGUUUAUUCAAUUUUAUAGGCGUUUUUCUUUUUAAUUACUAUUAAAAUCAAAUAAUUAUAAUUUUAUUUUAAGAAUGCAAAAUUGCACACCAACAUACAUAUGUUACAUGCAUAUGUAUGUAUGUGUAAACAUAUAUAUAUAUAUAUAUAUAUGUAUUGGGCAAUAUUAUUGAGUAACAAAUCCACCUCACCAUUCUUAAUUUAUCGCAUAACAACUUAAUGUCACAUUCAUGACCAUACAAGCGUAUUUCUUUAUGUGCUUUAAAUUGUCAGUACACAGCUUACAUAUUUGCAUUUUACCGCUAGCCCAAUAAAAAUUGCUUUCAUCUAAUUAAUUUGAAUCGAAAAAGCUUUCACAGCUUCGAAAGCUGCAACAUGAAAAGGCUUGUGAUUUUUAUAAUAGCUUUGAAACAUUCAGAGCUGCAACUUCAAUAAAGUGCAGAACUUAAGCUUUCAGCUGUGCGCGCAAAUGCUUACUUACGUACACACACUUACAUACAAAAAGCGCUAAAAAGCUACUUAAUAACGGAAAAAUUUCAAGCCACAUUACCAAGAUUGCUGUGAUUGGUCAACUCUCAUACUAUAGCACACUUUCAAUGACGUAAUUUAAUAUAAUUACGCUGAUGUUGUGUUUCUUUCAGACUUUACAAUUUUAUUUAACAAAACAAAAUGCAAAAAAAAAACAAAAUUAAUAAUAUAAUUUUUCAAAUUGCAAUAGUCAAAAGCAUUUUAUUUGACCAGUAAACCUAUAGAAAAAUAUACCUAAACACACACAUAAAUAUUAAGUUGAUUUAUAUAAAUGCAUACAAAAAAGUAUUUUAACGAAACAUUUUCAAAAAGCUAAAAGCUGUACUAUUUAGAUUUAAUUGGAAAAGAAGCCAGAGUAAACUCCAAAAUUACUUUAUUAAAACUCUACUCAUUUGCUAAGCCAAAUCGGAUAAUAAAAGCUAACUAAACCAAAGAAAAUUAAUAUAAGAGAGCAUUAACGAUACGCACGACCGCCGAAGUGAAGGCAAGCUGCAAAUAAAAUUAAACCUUACUAAAAUACCGUUACUAUUAAGCCACUAGAAACAUAUAUUAUAAAGUUUAACCCUUUAUAUAAAGCUUAAAAACUAGUAAGUUGGCGUUACAUUUAUUAUAUACAUAGAUAUUAGCACUUAUUUACUAUUUCACUGCUCACAUUAUGCAUUCAGCGAACACAUACACUACUAUGUAUCAUACACACGCACACACACACGAUUGAUGGAAUACAGAAGGUUGCGCAUGUCGGUGCUAUGAGAUUUUCUCACCAUCAGCUGUUGAGUUUGCUACAGAGUAGUGUCUAUCGCGAUGGAGAGAGUGUCUUUAAUAUUCGCCUCUCUUCUCUUUUUCUACACUUCCAAUUACACUAACCUAACCUAACUUUAAUUGAAGUUUACAUGCGUUUGCUGUUUUGCUACUUUCCUCUCUUGUGGCGCUCGAAAAUAUCUUGAUGGCUGAAUUACUCUGAAAUUACUCUCUCCACUUCGAUCUGCGAAUACACGAUGUACUCUUUCAUUCUUGAAACCGUUGCACCAUCUCCACAUCCUCAUAUCAUCAGAGCUGCAUUGCUUAAUUUUUAUUUACGUCGAUGCUCGUUUUUCUGCAAACUAUGUAUUGAAUUCAUAUCAGCGAAUCAACGUAUUUCAUUCUGAGAACGCACACAUGUAUGUACAUUCAAACUUUAUCUUUUGGUUGUCGAAUCAAGAUAAUUUUCCUUAACAUCUAUUUUCUUUUAAAACUUAGUAUAGUUAAAAAAAACGUAGAACUCCGAAGACGUACAGUGUUAAUUUAGCGUAUGCGCAGUUCGUUACAAAAUGUGUUACGAAAUGUUGACGUUAGCAUUUGGUAACGUUCUAGAAUCAGACGAUGAGUAGCCAUUUUCAGUAGUGGCACUUCAAUUUAUAUAAGAGCCAUUAAUUGGCAAUUAUUGUAAUAGCAAAUGGCGUUGCGUCAUUAUAGUUUUGUUGUUUGUAAAUACCACGAUGACAGUCCUAUUUGUUAUAAAACUGGUAUUUUUGGAGGAAUAUUGAAAAUUUUCACUUCUCAUUACGAAAUCAAAAGGCCAAAUAGAAGUAAAAUGCUCCACUCUAAAUGCGUACAAUUUCCAAAAUUUCCCCAGCAAUAUGCAUUUGGCUUGCUGUGAUAUGUUGCUAGCAACACUGAUAGUCACAUAAGAAGAAACGUCAAAUUAAUGAGCAUCGCCCAAGAUGCAAUUGGCAAAUUUUGGUAAGAAAGGUAUUUCUGAAUAAUCAAAAAAUAUAAAAAAGAUUUACUUACACUCUUUGCGAAGACAUAUUCGAACUCAUGCACUUCACUUGCGCUUCACUCAGUUUUCGUUCAAUUUCAAACGACAUGUGCAUUUUAAAUAGGUGUGAGCAAAUGUUGCUGGCAUGUUGCGCGUUGUUUUCACGCCAUGAACUGAGUACAUUUUGCGGUGAGAUACAUACGAAAUUGCACGCAUAUUUCACGGCAAUGCAAUUCACAUGAAACGCGUACUUAGUGCUAUGCGUUACGCCGAAAACUUUGAUUCCUGUUACUAUUAUGUAACUCUGCUGUGAGUCUUCAAAUUUUUGACAAUUGGCGGCUUCAAAUUACAUAAUAGCAAAAGGCACAAUCAAAGGCACAGUCAAACCACUUCAUAAAAUUGGCUGUAUUUUAGAAAUGAAACCCAUGCUUGGGAAUUUUUCCUAUACAUUUCAUAAAAUUAUGUGGUGACUUGUAAUUCGAUGAAACGCAUCAAGUGAAUUUUGGAAUUUUUGUCAGCUACGGCCUUUUGCAUUUCCCUUAACGAUAUACAUUGCACAUGUAUAAAUUUUGCAUGGAGAAACAGCAACACCACAGAUUGCUGUAAUAAAAAAGUUACUAAAUCUGUGCGUUGAAAUUUCAUAACACAUUUUCUUCUGAACUGUGAACAGCCCAAUUGUUAACAAUUUAGCAAAUUAGAAAAUUUGUAAAAGAUAGAAGAAAUUUGUACAAAGUGAAAAAAAAUUAAUACAAACCCGUUGAAGUUUUGCAAAAGCGCAAGCAGAUAGUAUUUAAUCUACUUAAAAAUCUAUAAGCAUUUAUGACUUAACAAUGAGAAAACAGCCAUUAAUCUUACUUGCUAUAUCCGAUGUAAAGCAAAAAAUUUACCCUAUACGAAAAAGCAAGAAAAAUGAGAAAAAUGCAUCGGUAGUAAAAAUAAAAGAUGAUAAUUUAUAAAAAAAGCAAUAAUUUAUUAUAAAUGCAGCAAAACUAACUAAACUACACUAGAACUAAUAAAAGAAAGAUGUAAACUAAAAGCAUGUUUCAACUUAAAAACUAUCUGAAAAUUUGAUUCAUAUUCGAUGAACUUGAUAAAAAGAAUUACGCAAAGUAUUGUAUGAAAAUACAAAAAAAAAAAUUACUUGAAACAACAAAUACGUAUUACACUUUAUAAACUUAGACUAUUUUAAGUAAUGAAAACAUAGAAACUCAUUUUACCUUAAUAAGGAGUCCAAAUAAAAACUAACAACUAUUCAAUUCUAAUAAACAAAAUGUAAACGCGAAAAUCUAAUUCUUUUCACAUUUUCAUUUUGUUAAUUGACUUAUGGUACUAAAUUACUAUUAAAAUAUAUUAAAAAAUUACAAAAAAAAACAAAUAAAUUCGAAUUCAAAAAUGAAUAAUCUUCCAUACAUUUACCAAAGCAAACUUAGUAGAAGAAAUAUAAGCGAAAAACAUACCCAAAAUACUAAAACAAAAGCCCAUUUCAAAGUGUUAUAUACAUAAUAACAAAAAACAAAAAAAAAAAAAAAAAACACAAAAAACACAUAUUAAACAUAUCUCCUCACUCACUCAUGCGCUAUUUACACUACUAACCAAUUUAAGGGACCGUACGUACAGUAAAAACAACAUGCACGUGAAAUGAGAACCAAGCAAAGAAAAAAGAGAGCAGAAAAAUUUGAAUUUCAACGCAACUGUUGUAAUACACGUAACAAUAAAACAAGAUCGGGAAAAUGCUUUAAUUGAGACUAAAACGCAAAAUGGAAUCGUACUCGUAUAUCAUACCGUUACUGACCAAAUUGGACCGAAACCGUAAGGCCCCAUAGCCAUAGUUAGAAUAAAUUGACUUUAAAACUUGUAUCAUGUAUGAGAUAUCAAUCAAAAAAGUUACUAACUUUAGAGUCGGCUCUCUUCGGACUGCGACUGUUCGUUCAUGCGUAAAAUAGAGAAUAUAUGCUGCAUAGACUGCAUAGACUUGAAAAUGCUAGCAAAUGAGACGACGACGGUUUACACACAAAUACAAAGUGGCAUAUGUAUAGCGAAAAAGUUGUUAUGGUUAUAGAGUUUUAAAAAAGUUACAUUAAAAAUAAUAAUGAUAAACACACCAAAAAGCAUAACAUUUACUAGAUAAAGAGAAGGGGAGAAAUCAGAAGAAAGCAACAGAAUUGCAUAUAAAAAAUUGUUGAAAAUUAGUCACUUCAUAUUAUAUACUUAAUGAAAAAAAAAUGAAUAAAUUAAUUAAAAAAACAAAACAAAACUAUAAAUAAAAAGAAGAAUAUUAUUAUCAUUAUUAUUAUUAUUAUUAUUAUUACAAUUAUUAUUAUGAUUACUAUUAUACUUAUAUACAUACAUAUAACAAAAUCA